This is a messenger RNA of Euleptes europaea (tarantolino), 989 nucleotides long. It is a transcript of the gene EMP1, whose product is annotated as epithelial membrane protein 1. The coding region runs from base 217 to 687 and encodes 156 amino acids. Lineage: Eukaryota; Metazoa; Chordata; Lepidosauria; Squamata; Sphaerodactylidae. Gene Ontology annotation, cellular component: plasma membrane. The record is from RefSeq and is a predicted model, not a curated record. The transcript has 5 exons.
UAGAAACUGUUUCAAAACACAGUCAAAAGACACCACCCCGUUUCACAUCCCAAUACACCAGCAGGGGAAACUUAUAACCCCGCCAGCCUGGACACUCCCUUCACUGCAAUUCUGGGCUUCAAGGCAGCAGGAGCGCAAGGCAGCUGGCUCCCUUCACACCAGACCCUUUUCUUUAAGAGUUCUCAUCGUUAGAGACACCGCUGCAGCAGAGCCAAGAUGUUGGUGCUACUGGCUGGUAUUUUUGUGAUCCACACCGCCACCGUGAUCAUGCUGUUUGUCUCCACUAUUGCUAACGCCUGGAUGGUAAGCAAAAAUAACUCAUCAGGAAUCUGGACAAACUGUGCAGGAAACGACUGUGAUGACUUCUUCGUCUCAGAAGAGCCUGCCCUCAAGGCGAUCCAGGCCUUCAUGAUCCUGGCCAUCAUCUUCUCCUUCAUCUCCCUGGUCAUGUUCAUGGUGCAGCUCUUCACUAUGGAGAAAGGGAAACGCUUCUACAUCACCGGAGGCAUCUUGCUGAUUUGCUGGCUAUGCAUUUUGAUCGCUGUCUCCAUCUACACAGCCCGAAUCCCACAAUACUACACCCCAUCAAGCCAGUAUCACCAUGGCUACUCUUUCAUACUGGCCUGGAUCUGCUUUUGCUUCAGCUUCAUCAUUGGCAUUCUGUACCUUGUGCUCAGAAAGAAAUGAGGGUCCUGAGGACGAAAUGGGGAGGGAGAAUUGGAAAUAUCUUGGGGGGGGGGGCUUGUGGGAGGGAUGUGAAGUCAUUUUCGCUAUGAGAACGGUUUGCCAAAAGAAAUGAAUUGUACGCUGCUCAGCUAACUUGCCCAAUCCCAGACAUGAAUCCACCAGAGAGAGAAAAGCCCCUCCAGGCCCCUCCAUGUGUAAUGGAUAAACGGGACCAUGAAGAUGCUUGAAGAACCACCAGAGUAGCCAGAUGCUGUCUUCUUGCUCACAAAAUGACAUGCGCAAUUCCACUGUAAAGAACCAUA